UGACCCGAAGCCCCCUGGGGGAGCCCGCCCCCACAGGCCCCUCGCAGGGCCCUCAACCCUAUUAGGAUUCGCCCUACCCGGUCUGUGCUCUGUCGACCUUCCGUCAGCUCCUCCCCAAAGGCCCUGCUGACCCCGCCUCCAGACGCGGGUCCUGCCACCUCUGUGACCCUGACACCCCGGGAUACCCCAUCCCCCACUGCUGCGACCCCAGCCCAGUAGGCCCUUGUGCCCACCUCCUCCUCGGCUCCAGUGUUUUGAGCCCACUGCCUGCACGGUGCCGGUGAACUACCCAGCAUCUCAUCCCUUCUCUUCUAGCCCAGCGGGGGUGGGGCAGGGGGAGGAGAGGGGAAGGAGGGAGAGGCCAGGGGCCCUGGUGACCACAAACCCAUCCUGUCGCUCUUAAGCCUGUCGUGAAAAUGACCCUUCCUUACCCACCAGAACAUGCCCGGGUGACUUCCUCCCGGACCUUCCUUGUGGCCUUCCUCACCCUCCCCCGUGACACUAUGCAACCCCAGCGUGACCUGCGAGGCCUCUGGCUCCUGCUGCUGUCCUUGUACCUGCUCCUCUUUGAGGUGGCCAGAGCUGGCCGGCCCGUGGUUAGCUGUCCUGCCGCCUGCCUGUGCGCCAGCAACAUCCUCAGCUGCUCCAAGCAGCAGCUGCCCAGCGUGCCCCACUCGUUGCCCAGCUACACGGCACUGCUGGACCUCAGCCACAACAACCUGAGCCGCCUGCGGGCUGAGUGGACCCCCACACGCCUGACCCACCUGCACUCCCUGCUGCUGAGCCACAACCAUCUGAACUUCAUCUCUUCUGAGGCCUUUUCCCCGGUGCCCAACCUGCGCUACCUGGACCUCUCCUCCAACCAGCUGCGUACGCUGGACGAGUUCCUGUUCAGUGAACUGCAGGCGCUGGAGGUGCUGCUGCUCUACAAUAACCACAUCAUGGCAGUGGACCGCUGCGCCUUCGACGACAUGGCCCAGCUGCAGAAACUCUACCUGAGCCAGAACCAGAUCUCCCGCUUCCCUCUGGAACUGGUCAAGGAAGGCGCCAAGCUACCCAAACUCACACUCCUGGAUCUCUCCUCCAACAAGCUCAAGAACUUACCGUUGCUCGACCUGCAGAAGCUGCCCGCCUGGAUCAAAAACGGGCUCUACCUACACAACAACCCCCUGCACUGCGACUGUGAGCUCUACCAGCUCUUUUCCCACUGGCAGUACCGGCAGCUGAGCUCCGUGAUGGACUUCCAGGAGGACCUGUACUGCAUGAGCGCCAAGAAGCUGCACAAUGUCUUCAAUCUGAGUUUCCUCAACUGCAGCGAGUACAAGGAGCGUGCCUGGGAGGCCCACCUGGGGGACACCUUGACCAUCAAGUGUGACACCAAGCAGCAGGGGAUGACCAAGGUGUGGGUGACGCCGAGCAACGAGCGGGUGCUAGAGGAGGGGGCCAACAGCACGGUGACAGUGUCCAAGGACGACGGCAGUCUUCACUUCCAGCGGGUGCAGGUUGAGGACGGGGGCGUGUACACCUGCUAUGCCAUGGGGGAGGCUUUCAACGAGACACUGUCUGUGGAGUUGAAAGUGUACAAUUUCACCUCGCACGGACACCAUGACACCCUCAACACAGCCUAUACCACCCUCGUGGGCUGCAUCCUCAGCGUGGUCCUGGUCCUCAUCUACCUGUACCUCACCCCUUGCCGCUGCUGGUGCCGGGGUGUCGAGAAGCCGUCCAGCCAUCAAGGAGACAGCCUCAGCUCUUCCAUGCUUAGCACCACACCCAACCACGAUCCUAUGGCUGGCGGGGACAAGGAUGAUGGCUUUGACCGGCGGGUGGCCUUCCUGGACCCUGCCGGAUCCGGGCAAAAUGGCAAGCUCAAGCCAGGCAACACCCUGCCGGUGCCCGAGGUGACCGGCAAGGGCCAGCGGCGGAUGUCGGAUCCGGAGUCGGUCAGCUCGGUCUUCUCUGAUACGCCCAUUGUGGUGUGAGCAGGAUGGGUGGGUGGGGAGAUUCUGCCCCAGGAGAGGUAAUGCACCCCUGAAGGAUGUGAGGGGAUGGAAGAGAGGGCUGGCUGCCCAAGGGAGGGGGAUCCCCCCCCCACCGACCUCAAGGGAAUUGGUCACGGGUACGACAGCAGGCAAGACCCCAAGCAGGGGGUGGCUGCCAGGUUUUCAAAUAUGGAUAUGCUAAUCCUCAGGCAACUGUGACAGCCCUACCCAGAGCCCUGACAGUUCUCAGUGGGGUGGAGGAAGAGGAAGGAGGAAGGGGUGGGAGAAAGAGCAGAUUCCCUAAACUUUUUUGAGGUCAGCCCUAGCUCCUUCAGAGAAAAUCAUCUGGGAAAAAAAAAAAUCAUUUUUUUCUAUCUCUGCCCACCCACAGCUGUGAUGUUGUGUGUGCUGGGAGGAGCGGCCACGGGAGCCACACUGGGGAAAAGCUGCAUUAUCUUCUUUGGCCAGGAAGUCACACUUCACAGCUGGGGAAAUCGGAAACCUCUGGGAAAAUGAGUCAGGAAAAGGCUGAGACCUCGAUCAGUAACUCUCCCCAAAGCUGUUGUGAGACUUCCCACCAAUGCCUUCCUCUUUCCCGAUGAGCCCUGGGUGGAUGGGCCUUUGCGGGAGCCUGGCCUGUUGCCUGACAGGUAUGGCAGCCGUGUCCCAUGUGGUAUCUGUGCCUUGUGCUGGGACCAGUGGCACAGAGAGAUUCAGCAUGACCCAAGGGGCCAUGUCACAGCAUAGAGGCCAGCACAGAACUUGUAGGUGGGGGACCAACUCCACAUUGGUGAAUUCCCUGGUGGGUGAAACCCUUGGGUAGCUUUACUCCUGACAUCUGUGUGUCGGACCAGGGUGGGGGGGUUGCUGAAAGCAGCAGAGCCUCUAGACUGCCUGCCACAGACAUGGGAUGGGGGCCACUUCACAUGAAGAGGAGGAGGAGGGUAAAUCAGCCUCCGUUAUGUAGCUUCCAGCGGGACCCACCUGAUUUUCUGUGUAUGCCAUCACUUCAUUCGGUCUCUUGAGCAAGCUCAGGUGGGAUUCUGAGUUUUCCCUAAUAUGCUGCUCUGCAGAGCAGAAAGUCCUGGAAAGUCUGGCCCCAGCUGGGUUGGACUGGGCUCAGGGAUGCAGGGGCCCGGGGAUGUAUCUUCUUUACAUUGACCAAGCCACCUUGCUCCUCCCUUCGAGAUCUCACCCCUGACGCAAAGCCAAAGCUUGGGAUCUCACCAUCCUAGGAGUUGGAAUUGGGUGGUUCUCUGCCCCAGAAGAAUGGCGGUUUGGAGGAUGGCUUAGAGUGGUGCCCUGUCCACAAGUUUCCAGGCAGUCGUGUAACAGACAGUCAGUGGCACUAAACUUUCGGGAGACCUUCUCAGCCAGAGGUCUGUGUGGUUGUAGUGGUUAGACCGGAGCAGCCUAAGAACAGGCCCAAUAUUCCAUUCCACCCGAGGUUGCAGAGUACUUGGGGAUAGAGACGAAGGCUCCCUUUGACUCUCCCGCGGGCCCUGGGAGAUGGCUGCUCUGAGCUUUGGCAAGGGGGUGAGCAGAGCAAAAGUGAAAAUGUUCUCUGACAUCGGUCUUUUUAAGUGCCCCCUCCGCCACCGCCAAGUCCCCUGUCCACUGGAAGUUCUCCAGAUCUUCUAGUCUUCUAGUCUGCUCUUUAGGUUCCAAGAAGUGUCCUUGGAAGGCUGUUGGCCAGGAGGGCCUAGCUCCCGCUGCCUGUUCAGAUUCGGGGAGGGGACUGGAACGCAACAUCUUCCCCUUGUCUGUUCCUGGGAUGUCAAGACUGCUGUGCAUCUUUUAUGAGUAACCUAGUUCUGUCAAGAGAGCUGCAGCAUUUCACUCAAGUACUUGCAUGCUCGUAGGGAUGCAUGCUUAUAGGUCUGCAUGCACCCCAGCACCCUGACUUCCAUCAGGACAGGGAUUCUCCAGUCCCCCUAAUGUCUGCGUGCAGAGCGAUUUCCACCCAUGUGCUUCACGCACACAGUUUUCGUGCCCUGUAGGAGAGACAGUGACCAUGCCAGGCUCUGCAAAUACAGACUCUUGUACUCCUGAUUUCUGAAUUACCUGAAGCCACACCCGCAUCUCCGUGGCACGGAAUCACUUCUCCACAAAGGCUGCAGUUAGGAGAGGCACAGGUUGCAGAGCUCGGGAGAAGGGGUCCUGAGGAGCUAGCUAGUUCUUCAGACUCGCCAGCAACCUUCCUUGGAUUCAAGAUGCUGUACAUGAGAGGAAGAUGUAGAAGUAGGUCAGCGAUGGACCCAGGGCAACACCGGGCAGGGGACCGAGCAUCUGUUAAGUUGCUCUUCCUGUGUUAACUGCCCUGGUUAGACGGGAGCAGGAGGAAAGAGUUGUCUGGUCAUAUUCCAGAGAGUUCUGAAGAUUCUGAUACUGGAGCUAUAGGAACCACGACUCCCUCCUCAGACCAUCAGGGAACCGGGGAAAAUCUUAGCUCCAGGUUGCAGCUUCCCCCGCCCUGGGCACCAUCGAGGGCUCCGAAAAUCUUUGCAGUAAAUGUCAAAUGCAGACGGUCUGGAGCAUUCUAGCGGAGUUGCCGAGGACUAGGAAGGCCAUCUCCUUCAUAAGUCCUACCUGGUUUAGGGCAUAAUAGAAGGCCCUGAGGCUCUAAGUCUCCCUACUGUAUCCAGUAUGUUGGCCAGUAUCUGCCAGUUUGAGACUGGUAGCUGUGCCUGGCUGCCCCACCAAGAAAUUGAGCUGACUAGCCUCUUCCCAUGGUUUCAGGUGAUAGAACCCAAAGGUAGCUUUGUCCUUGGGGGAUUGGGUACUCAGCAUACGUAAGCUCACUAGAACCCUGUGUGGGGAACCGCCAAGUCUGCUUAUAAUUAAAGGUCGAGAGAUCACCCCCACCGCCAUAAACCAGACCUGUCUCCCAGGAAACAGGUGUCCCUGGAGACGAGGAUGCCAGGGCUCUACAGUUUGUCUCUGUGAUUAUUUGUGGUUGUUUUUUUUUUUUUUUCUUUGCCUAUAUUUAGGGGGCUCCUAGGAAGGAGCCAAGAGAGCUGGGGAGAGUAAAGCCCGCUGAUUCCAGUUUUCUCUGUGUUUUCGGUACUUCCUCGGAGCCCUGCUGGCAAAGCAGCAGGGCUCCCUGUGUCCAGGACCUUAGCCCUCCUCCCACUUGUGUACUCCCGGGCUGGCAAACCUUGGAGCCUCUGGGCUCUGAAAACUAGACAUUGAUCAUUAAACCUGGCUUGAGUCUCCGUUC
Phacochoerus africanus (Common warthog) is the source of this 5202-nucleotide messenger RNA. It is a transcript of the gene AMIGO1, whose product is annotated as adhesion molecule with Ig like domain 1. NCBI's taxonomy places the organism in Eukaryota, Metazoa, Chordata, Mammalia, Artiodactyla, Suidae. Bases 417 to 1982 code for a protein of 521 amino acids. Gene Ontology annotation, molecular function: protein binding. The record is from RefSeq and is a predicted model, not a curated record. The transcript has a single exon. Gene Ontology annotation, biological process: brain development.